AGCAAAACACUUUAUAUAAAUAAGCACAUCUUUUAUAUAUGUAUAUCACCUCUAAAACUAAAGAACAAAUAAAUCUAAAAAAAAAGUUCACAAUGAAUUGUUUUUCUUGUUUUUUACUUGUUAUUGUAUUGUGUGCAGGAUUGAGUAAUGCAAAGUUCAACGAAAAAAACUCUGUAAUUUUUAAGAAUGCUCUUGGUCCUAAAAAAGUUCUCAGGAUUUCUUGUACAUCAGACAACGACGAAAUAGGCUACAUUUUCUUGAAACGUGGACAAAUCUACCAAUUUAGUUUUCAUGAUAGUGUUUUCAAAACCAAAUUUGAUUGUGAGUUAUCGAAGGGAAGUGGUGGUUUUUAUGAUUACAAUUUUUAUGCAAAAUUUAGGGCAUAUACAGGUGGCGGUCUCAUAGUUCACUACGGUAAAAAGAACUUUUGGGAAGCUAGAGAAGAUGGUAUUUACUUCACACAUGGUAAAGAAAUACCUAAAUUAGAGUAUAAAUGGAUCCCCGGAGAUCCCAUAGAUCCCCCUAUGGAAGCAAAGAGCCCCCUAUGAGAGCAUAAAAUGUUUUAAUCAUCUAUGUUUAACUACGAUCUUAUUUCUUAUGUUCUUGAAUAAAUUUAUUGAAUAAAAUUUUAUAAUCGAUUAAGAUAG
This is a messenger RNA of Arabidopsis lyrata subsp. lyrata, 647 nucleotides long. RefSeq names its product S-protein homolog 10. The transcript has a single exon. Lineage: Eukaryota; Viridiplantae; Streptophyta; Magnoliopsida; Brassicales; Brassicaceae. The coding region runs from base 39 to 548 and encodes 169 amino acids. The record is from RefSeq and is a predicted model, not a curated record.